Molecule: messenger RNA, 1503 nt
Organism: Epithele typhae
Lineage: Eukaryota; Fungi; Basidiomycota; Agaricomycetes; Polyporales; Epitheliaceae
Product: alpha,alpha-trehalose-phosphate synthase TPS1 subunit
Exons: 4
Coding region: 1-1503 (500 amino acids)
Biological process (GO): trehalose biosynthetic process; cellular response to heat
Cellular component (GO): cytosol; alpha,alpha-trehalose-phosphate synthase complex (UDP-forming)
Molecular function (GO): catalytic activity
Source: RefSeq, a predicted model, not a curated record
AUGUCCUCCGGCGGCCUCGUCUCCGCUCUCUCUGGCUGCAAAAAGUCCAUGUCCUUCACCUGGAUCGGCUGGCCCGGCUUCUUCAUCCCUCCCAAGGACCGCCCCAUAGUCGACCGCCGCCUCCGCGAAGAGUACUCCUGCCAGGCCGUCUACCUCGACGAUGACGUCGCAGACCGUCACUACAACGGCUUCUCCAACUCCAUCCUCUGGCCUCUCUUCCACUACCACCCCGGUGAGAUGAACUUCGAGGACGAGAACUGGCUCGCCUACCGCCAAGCCAACAUGGCCUUCGCCGAGGCAAUCCUCACCCAGCUCCGCCCGGGCUCCAUGGUUUGGGUCCAGGACUACCACCUCAUGCUCCUCCCCCUCCUCCUCCGCACCCUCGUCGACGGCCCCCAGAACGUCGGCCAGAUGACCGCCAGCGAGGUCGACCGCAUCCUCGACGGCAUUGACUGCGAGGAGAUCAUCCCACGCCGGAUCCCCGACAUCAAGAUUGGAUACUUCCUCCACACCCCCUUCCCGUCCAGUGAGAUCUACAGGAUUCUCCCGGUCCGCCGCGAAAUUCUCCUGGGCAUCCUCUAUUCAGACCUUAUCGGUUUCCACACCUACGACUACGCCCGCCACUUCCUGUCCUCAUGCACCCGCAUUCUCGGCCUUCCCACGAUGCCGAACGGUGUCGAGUUCGAGGGCCGCCUCGCCCACGUCGGCACCUUCCCCAUCGGCAUCGACCCCUCCUCGUUCAUCGACAACCUCAAGAAGGACUCCGUCCAGAAACGCAUAGCCUCUCUCGAGCAGCGCUUCGCUGGCUGCAAGGUCAUCGUCGGUGUCGACCGUCUCGACUACAUCAAGGGUGUCCCUCAGAAGCUCCAUGCGCUUGAGCUCUUCCUCAGCCAGCACCCAGAAUGGAUUGGCAAGGUCGUCCUCGCCCAGCUUGCGGUUCCCUCCCGCCAGGACGUCGAGGAGUACCAGAACCUCCGCGCGACGGUCAACGAGCUCGUCGGCCGCAUUAACGGCCGCUUCGGCACCGUCGACUUUAUGCCCAUUCACUUCAUGCACAAGAGCCUGCCGUUUGACGAGCUCUGCGCGCUCUACACCGUAUCCGACGUCUGCCUCGUGACGUCCACCAGAGACGGCAUGAACCUGGUCUCGUACGAGUACAUCGCCUGCCAGCAGCAGCGCCAGGGCGUCAUGAUUCUCUCCGAGUUCGCGGGCGCCGCGCACAGUCUGAACGGCUCUAUCGUCGUCAACCCUUGGGACUCGCAGGAGGUCGCGGACGCGAUCUUCGAGGCCGUCACCAUGGACGCCGACACGCGGGCCGAGAACCACCGGAAACUGUUCAAGUACGUGAACAAGUACUCGGCUGCAUUCUGGGGCACGUCGUUCGUGAGGGAGAUGUCCCGCAUCGAGCUCCCCAACACCGACGUCAAGCCCGUCGCGGAGUCCCCCGCAGACUCGGUGCCCGACACUCCCGCCAAGCCGUCUGAUCCUCUGCCCGCUGCAUAG